UCAAUUACGGUAUAAUUUUCGCCAAUUAUCGAUUCCUGUUGCGCCUAAAAUUUUUCUCCUGCCCAAAUGAUGGAUAACACUCACAACUUGUCGGAAUCAAUGACGAGAGUGAGACCAAAAUUAGUAGUUAAAAGUUAAAAAUAAGGCAAUCUGCUGAGAACUGAAGCAUCUGCAAAUAAAUAAUUGAUUUACCUUUCCGUGGAGAGCGUCAAACAAUUGAAUUGAAAACAUUUAUUAUUAAUUGAGUGAAAAAAAAAAAUGAUAUCGACAAAUGAGGUUGUAAGUAAGGAUGCCAAUCAUCAUGAUAAUAGUAGUAAUAUUCGUCCUGCGAGCACCGUCAACAAUAGUUUCCGCAAUCAAAAGAUGAUAAAGCAAUUCGCUCAGACGCUCAUUUUCAUCGUUUUGAUCUUUGUCGCGAGUUUUUUCCGAGAUGUCAUCAAACAGGAGAAGAUUCGCAAGAAGGAACGGGCGGAAAUGGCGUCGCAAAUUGCGCACCAAAACUAUUUGCUCGAGCAGGAACGUUUUCUCGUGAAGCAUCGCGAAUUUCUCUCGACUUUCCUGCAAUACGAACAUCAUUGUAACAAAAUUCACGCACUCUUGUACAAGAACCCAUGCGGUUUGACAAAGGUAAACGAUUUCAAAUUUAAUUGCAAAAACUGCAAAGGAUCGUCACGCAGUCCGAAAGUUCGUAUUCAGAUGGGCGAUAGAACGCCUCUCGAUUUUGCACUCAUUUAUGUGUUUCUUGCGAGUUUGUUGUUUCUCCUUGUUCGUGCCAUAAUCGACGUAUCGAAGGAGUUUAAUGCACCUUCGCAGGAUUCCGAUGAAAAGACGUCUUCGUUACAUGAUUAUGCAACACGACGUGUUAGCAAUGCGAGUAAUUCUGCGACACCCCAAAAGAAACGCGAUUCAAAAGUUUUACAACCACGCGUCUCUAUUACUACAACUUCUUCUGAUCAACAGGGAUCAACAUCAGCAGAGGGAAAUAACGAAUGUACAACAGGCAUCGCAUUAAAUGAGACUUCAUGUGUUUCGAGCAAAUUUGAUAGGAGAUCCUCAGUUCCUGCAACGAUGGGACACAAUCAAUAUCUUCUAAAAGAUACAAUCGAUUUUCGACGACAAUCCUUUGAAGCAUUAAACGAAGAAGACGAGAAUUGUAGUCCAGAGACGAAAAAACAUCGGCUUAUUCGACGAUAAAAGGCAAUUUAGUAAAAUUUAGAUGAUAGUAGGUGAGAAUAAAUAUAUUGUAGUCCUGUUUUCAAUGUUGAACAUAGAUGUUGAUAUAUAAUUGGAAUAAA
Messenger RNA from Culicoides brevitarsis, 1295 nucleotides. RefSeq lists its product as uncharacterized. Lineage: Eukaryota; Metazoa; Arthropoda; Insecta; Diptera; Ceratopogonidae. The record is from RefSeq and is a predicted model, not a curated record. The transcript has 2 exons. The coding region runs from base 259 to 1194 and encodes 311 amino acids.